ACCGUACGUCAUGCCUCCCAACAACCCUUGAGAGAGAAAGAGAGAGAGAGAGUGGAUUUGUCAGGCCAUGUCACCAUGCCUUGCCUGGAAACCAGUUUGUCAGCUUUGGCGGUGCAUAUUCCUGCUGACAGGUGGGCUGAGGCAAACAGUCCUUGGAGCUCCCAGGGAGGGAGAGAGAGCGAGAAACAGAGAGAGAGAGCAAACACACUCUUAUCAGUCACAGUGUGUUAAAAAAUUUUCUCUCAAUGGGGCAGGGUGAUACCUGCACAGUUUUCACAGUGGACUUCAAGAGCAACACCAACGGUAAUUCCAUGGAAUCUCAGGUGUAAAUGUUGACGUUGUUGUGAAGUAGAGAAAUAGCCAUCAUGACUAGGCACCAUAGAUCAAAGAGCUUCUCCGACAGCCUUUUUCUGGCGGAUGAUGGCAAAGGAGGUGUGGUUGUAGCAGGCAUCAAAGAUGACUCCAUUACCAGUCGAGGACUAAAAGAAGGAGAUGAAAUUGUUGGUGCCACCAUCAACUUUGAUGAUCUAAAAAAAGAUGAAAUCCUGGACAUAUUAAAGCUGAUUGAGCCAUAUAAUGACAAAAUUCAGGUUCUGACCAGACAUAAUUUGAAACCCAGCAAAAGUAUGGGGAACUUGGAUGGCAGUAUUAAGGCCCCAGAUGAGAUGCUGAAGGAUUCAUACAGCAAACUUUUCAAUGGAAAAGUGAAGAAAUUCCUGGACAGUCCAUCUUCAGAAGCCACACCCGGGGACGGAUCUCUAGCCGGAAAUCCAGAAGAGUCGAAACCUGAGGAAACAGAUGCCACCUCUGUUGACCUAACCACGGACUUGCCCUCUCUCAAUGGUAAACCAAAGGUUGGUGUUUCAGACUUUCUGAAAGCCGCUAAGCAGAGAGCAAAGGGCAAAGUGGCAAUUAGAGAUGGUCUGGACACCACAGAAACGCCAGACAACAGGUUCGGUGCAGAGAUGUCUUUACCUCAAGUGGAUGUAAUAGAGUCUGACCUCAACCUUGGAGCUGAUAUAGACAUAACAGAGCCAAAUGUAAACAUCAAACCUGACAAAGAUAUCAGUGUCUCUCCUCCAGGCAUUUUAGGGGAAAACAAUCCUGUAAAAGCCAUAAUUGAUGCCGGUGUUCCAGCUCUUUAUGCUGAAAGUCCAGAAGCAAAAGUUGAACUGAAUGGUGACAUGCGAGUUCCAAGUUCAAAUAUAGAAAUAGAUAUUCUGCCGUCAGACAGUAAUCCCCCAGACAUUCAAUUCACACCACCCAAUGCUAACAUUAAUAUCCCUUCGAAGAACAAGGACAAGCCAUCUAAAAGGAAAUCAAAAGGCAAGGUGAAAGCACCAGAACUUGAUUUAGAUUCGCCCUCAGGUUAUGAAUAUACCUCAACUGGAUUAACUGACCUGAAUCUUGAUGUUCCCUCAGCAUACAAAUAUGUUCCAUCUGCCUUACCAGAUCUUAACCUUGAUAUUCCCUCAGCAUAUAAUUACAUCCCAAAUGCUUUACCGGACCUUAAUGUCGAUGUGCCCUCUGCAUAUGAAUACACAUCAAGAAAGUUUGCUCAGGAAAAGCCAACCUUGAACAUAGCAAGUCCCAAAACAAAGAAAAGAAUCAAAGCCCCAGAUUUAAAAGUUGAAGGUUCUAAAGGUGACCUCUCAGUUCCCCGAGCUGAAAUUGGCCUGAAGGUUCCUGACCUGGAUGCAGAUAUAGAAGUGCCUGAUAUUGGCACUCUGCCCAAAGUGUCUGCUCCGGACAUUGGUGGAGGAAUAAAGACAGGAAGUUUAAACAUCAAAUCUCCCAAAGUGUCAGGUGCUAUAGAUAUGCCAAACCCAAGUGGGCACUUGCCAAAACAAGACUUCAAAGGCCCUGAAAUUGACCUCAAUAUUCCAGAUGUAGAUGCUGAUGCUCCAUCAGGAAAAUUGAAAAUGCCUAAAUUUAAAAUGCCCACAUUCAGUUUUUCUGGCUUAAAAUCACCAAAUGUGUCUGCAGAGGGAAAUGGCCCAGAAGUAGAUGUAGAUUCAACAAAUUUAAAUGUUGAUAUGCCAGAUUUUAAGAUGCCUGACUCAAGACCAAAAGUUAAAGGGCCUGAUUAUGAAUUUAACACUCCAGACAUGAAUCUUUCCGCUCCUAAGAUCAAAGGCGAAAUCAAAACACCAAAAUUGAGUUCCCCAAACAUGAAACUGAAAAAUCCCAAACUAGAUGUCAGUGUCCCCAGUGCUGAUUUAGACAUGCCUACGGGCAAACUCCCAAAACUAAAAAAAACCAAGAUGGACGUCUCAGCUCCAGAUUUUGACAUUGAUGCUCCGUCUGGAAAAUUGAAGAUGCCUAAAUUUGGUCUCUCAGGAACCUUACCAAAAGGGCCUGAGGCUGACCUGAAGAUGCCAAGUAUGAAUCUCAGUGGACCAAAGAUUAAAGGAGAUUUCAAUGUCCCUGAUACAGACAUGCAUUUGGAAAAAAACAAGCUGAAAGGACCUAAAUUAGAUCUAAAUGCCCCUGAUGUGGACAUUGAUGCCCCUUCAGGUACAUUAAAAAUGCCAAAACUCAAAAUGCCAAAGUUUAGCCUUCCAGGACUCAAGGGUCCAGAUAUUGGAAUAGAUGGUGAUCUUGAUGGACCAGAUCUCAAUGUAUCACCACCUAAGGUGGGAGCUGGAUUUGAUGGUCCUGAUGUGGAUAUUAAUGUUCCAAGAGCUAAUCUGAAAGGUCCGAAAGCUGAUAUAUCUGUCCCUGAUGUUGAAAUUGGCAGUCCGUCCAGCAAAUUUAAGAUGCCAGAUUUUAAGAUGCCUGACUUUGGCCUCUCGGGACCAAAGGUUAAAGGACCUGAUUAUGAACUUAACACUCCAGACAUGAACCUCUCAGCUCCUAAGAUCAAAGGUGAAAUCUUGAAGAAUCUUAAACUAGAUGUCAGUAUUCCCAGUGCUGAUGUAAACAUGCCUACUGGCAAACUUCCAAAAGUUAAAAAACCCAAUAUGGACAUUUCAGCUCCAGAUUUUGAUAUUGCUGCUCCAUCUGGAAAACUGAAAAUGCCUAAAUUUGGUCUCUCAGGAACCUUACCAAAAGGACCUGAGGCUGACCUGAAGAUGCCAAGUAUGAAUCUCAGUGGACCAAAGAUUAAAGGAGACUUCAAUUUCCCUGAUACAGACAUGCAUUUGGGAAAACCCAAUCUGAAAGGUCCUAAAUUAGAUUUAAAUGCCCCUGAUGUGGACAUUGAUGCCCCUUCAGGUACAUUAAAAAUACCAAAAUUCAAAAUGCCAAAGUUUAGCCUUCCAGGACUCAAGGGUCCAGAUAUUGGAAUAGAUGGUAAUCUUGAUGGACCAGAUCUCAAUGUAUCACCACCUAAGGUGGGAGCUGGAUUUGAUGGUCCUGAUGUGGAUAUUAAUGUUCCAAGAGCUAAUCUGAAUGGUCCGAAAGCUGAUAUAUCUGUCCCUGAUGUUGAAAUUAGCAGUCCGUCCAGCAAAUUUAAGAUGCCAGAUUUUAAGAUGCCUGACUUUGGCCUCUCGGGACCAAAGGUUAAAGGACCUGAUUAUGAACUUAACACUCCAGACAUGAACCUCUCAGCUCCUAAGAUCAAAGGUGAAAUCAAAACACCAAAAUUGAAUUCCCCAAACAUGAAAUUGAAGAAUCCUAAACUAGAUGUCAGUAUUCCCAGUGCUGAUGUAAACAUGCCUACUGGCAAACUUCCAAAAGUUAAAAAACCCAAUAUGGACAUUUCAGCUCCAGAUUUUGAUAUUGCUGCUCCAUCUGGAAAACUGAAAAUGCCUAAAUUUGGUCUCUCAGGAACCUUACCAAAAGGACCUGAGGCUGACCUGAAGAUGCCAAGUAUGAAUCUCAGUGGACCAAAGAUUAAAGGAGACUUCAAUUUCCCUGAUACAGACAUGCAUUUGGGAAAACCCAAUCUGAAAGGUCCUAAAUUAGAUUUAAAUGCCCCUGAUGUGGACAUUGAUGCCCCUUCAGGUACAUUAAAAAUACCAAAAUUCAAAAUGCCAAAGUUUAGCCUUCCAGGACUCAAGGGUCCAGAUAUUGGAAUAGAUGGUGAUCUUGAUGGACCAGAUCUCAAUGUAUCACCACCUAAGGUGGGAGCUGGAUUUGAUGGUCCUGAUGUGGAUAUUAAUGUUCCAAGAGCUAAUCUGAAUGGUCCAAAAGCUGAUAUAUCUGUCCCUGAUGUUGAAAUGGGCAGUCCAUCCAGCAAAUUUAAGAUGUUAAAACCCAAUAUGGACAUUUCAGCUCCAGAUUUUGAUAUUGCUGCUCCAUCUGGAAAACUGAAAAUGCCUAAAUUUGGUCUCUCAGGAACCUUACCAAAAGGACCUGAGGCUGACCUGAAGAUGCCAAAUAUGAAUCUCAGUGGACCAAAGAUUAAAGGAGAUUUCAAUGUCCCUGAUACAGACAUGCAUUUGGGAAAACCCAAUCUGAAAGGUCCUAAAUUAGAUUUAAAUGCCCCUGAUGUGGACAUUGAUGCCCCUUCAGGUACAUUAAAAAUGCCAAAAUUCAAAAUGCCAAAGUUUAGCCUUCCAGGACUCAAGGGUCCAGAUAUUGGAAUAGAUGGUGAUCUUGAUGGACCAGAUCUCAGUGUAUCACCACCUAAGCCUGAUUAUGAACUUAAGACUCCAGACAUAGAUGUCUCAGCUCCUAAAAUGAAAGGCAAAAUUAAAACACCAAAAUUAAGUUACCCAGAAUUGAAAUGGAGAAGUCCUAGACUAGAUGGCAGUGUUCCCCGUGCUGAUUUAGACAUGCCCACGGGCAAACUGCCAAAAGUAAAAAAACCCAAUAUGGACAUUUCAGCUCCAGAUUUUAAUAUUGCUGCUCCAUCUGGAAAACUGAAAAUGCCUAAAUUUGGUCUCUCAGGAACCUUACCAAAAGGACCUGAGGCUGACCUGAAGAUGCCAAAUAUGAAUCUCAGUGGACCAAAGAUUAAAGGAGAUUUCAAUGUCCCUGAUACAGACAUGCAUUUGGGAAAACCCAAUCUGAAAGGUCCUAAAUUAGAUUUAAAUGCCCCUGAUGUGGACAUUGAUGCCCCUUCAGGUACAUUAAAAAUGCCAAAACUCAAAAUGCCAAAGUUUAGCAUUCCAAGUCUGAACGGCCCAGAUAUUGGAAUAGAUGGUGAUCUUGAUGGACCAGAUCUCAGUGUAUCACCACCUAAGGUGGGAGCUGGAUUUGAUGGUCCUAAUGUGGAUAUUGAUGUUCCAAGAGCUAAUUUGAAAGGUCCGAAAGCUGAUAUAUCUGUCCCUGAUGUUGAAAUUGGCAGUCCAUCCAGCAAAUUUAAGAUGCCAGAUUUUAAAAUACCUGACUUUGGCCUCUCAGGACCUAAGGUUAAAGGACCUGAUUAUGAACUUAACACUCCAGACAUGAACCUCUCAGCUCCUAAGAUCAAAGGUGAAAUCAAAACACCAAAAUUGAAUUCCCCAAACAUGAAAUUGAAGAAUCCUAAACUAGAUGUCAGUAUUCCCAGUGCUGAUGUAAACAUGCCUACUGGCAAACUUCCAAAAGUUAAAAAACCCAAUAUGGACAUUUCAGCUCCAGAUUUUGAUAUUGCUGCUCCAUCUGGAAAACUGAAAAUGCCUAAAUUUGGUCUCUCAGGAACCUUACCAGAAGGACCUGAGGCUGACCUGAAGAUGCCAAGUAUGAAUCUCAGUGGACCAAAGAUUAAAGGAGACUUAAAUUUCCCUGAUACAGACAUGCAUUUGGGAAAACCCAAUCUGAAAGGUCCUAAAUUAGAUUUAAAUGCCCCUGAUGUGGACAUUGAUGCCCCUUCAGGUACAUUAAAAAUGCCAAAACUCAAAAUGCCAAAGUUUAGCCUUCCAGGACUCAAGGGUCCAGAUAUUGGAAUAGAUGGUGAUCUUGAUGGACCAGAUCUCAAUGUAUCACCACCUAAGGUGGGAGCUGGAUUCGAUGGUCCUGAUGUGGAUAUUAAUGUUCCAAGAGCUAAUCUGAAAGGUCCAAAAGCAGAUAUAUCUGUCCCUGAUGUUGACAUGGGCAGUCCAUCCAGCAAAUUUAAGUGGCCCACCUUUAAAAAGCCUGACUUUGGCUUCUCAGGACCAAAGGUUAAAAAGCCUGAUUAUGAACUUAAGACUCCAGACAUAGAUGUCUCAGCUCCUAAAAUGAAAGGCAAAAUUAAAACACCAAAAUUAAGUUCCCCAGACUUGAAAUGGAGAAGUCCUAAUCUAGAUGGCAGUGUUCCCCGUGCUGAUUUAGACAUGCCCACGGGCAAACUCCCAAAAGUUAAAAAACCCAAUAUGGACAUUUCAGCUCCAGAUUUUAAUAUUGCUGCUCCAUCUGGAAAACUGAAAAUGCCUAAAUUUGGUCUCUCAGGAACCUUACCAAAAGGACCUGAGGCUGACCUGAAGAUGCCAAGUAUGAAUCUCAGUGGACCAAAGAUUAAAGGAGAUUUCAAUGUCCCUGAUACAGACAUGCAUUUGGGAAAACCCAAUCUGAAAGGUCCUAAAUUAGAUUUAAAUGCCCCUGAUGUGGACAUUGAUGCCCCUUCAGGUACAUUAAAAAUGCCAAAACUCAAAAUGCCAAAGUUUAGCAUUCCAAGUCUGAACGGCCCAGAUAUUGGAAUAGAUGGUGAUCUUGAUGGACCAGAUCUCAGUGUAUCACCACCUAAGGUGGGAGCUGGAUUUGAUGGUCCUGAUGUGGAUAUUAAUGUUCCAAGAGCUAAUUUGAAAGGUCCGAAAGCUGAUAUAUCUGUCCCUGAUGUUGAAAUUGGCAGUCCGUCCAGCAAAUUUAAGAUGCCAGAUUUUAAGAUACCUGACUUUGGCCUCUCAGGACCUAAGGUUAAAGGACCUGAUUAUGAACUUAACACUCCAGACAUGAACCUCUCAGCUCCUAAGAUCAAAGGUGAAAUCAAAACACCAAAAUUGAAUUCCCCAAACAUGAAAUUGAAGAAUCCUAAACUAGAUGUCAGUAUUCCCAGUGCUGAUGUAAACAUGCCUACUGGCAAACUUCCAAAAGUUAAAAAACCCAAUAUGGACAUUUCAGCUCCAGAUUUUGAUAUUGCUGCUCCAUCUGGAAAACUGAAAAUGCCUAAAUUUGGUCUCUCAGGAACCUUACCAAAAGGACCUGAGGCUGACCUGAAGAUGCCAAGUAUGAAUCUCAGUGGACCAAAGAUUAAAGGAGACUUCAAUUUCCCUGAUACAGACAUGCAUUUGGGAAAACCCAAUCUGAAAGGUCCUAAAUUAGAUUUAAAUGCCCCUGAUGUGGACAUUGAUGCCCCUUCAGGUACUGGCUUAAAUAUUUCUCCAAGACUAAAUGGGAAAAUGCCAGAGGGCCACGUUUCAGGUACCUUAAAAGAUUACACCACAGCCCUCGAACCCAGAGUCCCAGAUCUUGACAUUGACGCCUCCCUAGGUAAAAAUAACAGUCACAAGAAAUCGAAAAAUCAUGCGCCACAUUUGGAUGUGAGGGGUUCUGCACUUGAUUUAGAUGCUGAUAUGAAUUUCUCAACCAAAGACCGUCCCUCAAAGAAGACAAAAGUCAGGGCUAGCUAUCCAAUCAGUAAGGGGAAUGAGCUCACCAAUGCUAAGGUUUCCCUCCCAGAAUUACCACUUCCUCGAGACCGAGUAAUGACCCUGCCAGAAUCUAUUAUAAAUGUUAGUAAGCCUGACACGAAAGUGAGGAAGCCUGGAGAUGGUGAUUAUGACAUACAGAAAAAGAACUCCAGGCCCAAAUCAAUGGACCUUCUGGACUCUGUUGGUUUGGACACAGCAGAGAGAUCAAUAACACUUCGACGGAAGUCUAAAAGAGAACUCUAUGACGGGAAGUUAAACUCUUUGAUAAGUCUAGAUGCAAGGACCACAAAUUUUGACCUUGAGGUCCCAGAAGCCACCCCGAAAGGGUCUGUGUUUGAUCUUCUUAAACUUAUAUGAAGUCUGUCAAUCUGCAUAUUAUAGUGCAGAGAGUCACUGUGACACAAAUAGAUUGUCAGGACAACCAAAACCACACAUGGAAAAAUCUUAAAGGCCAUACACUGUGAAAUACAUCAUCCAUGAGGGAAAAUAUUCUCAAUGAAUUUAUAAAGGUGUGUACUUACAGAUGGCUGUCUGAAAUUGCUUUUGUACAGUAAUAUAACUAAGCUGCUGAAUUAUUCCACAGAGGACUUGUGCAUCAGAAUAGUGAUUAAUAAUGUCUGUGUAUGUAAAAUACAUUAUGUACAAAGUGAUGUAUAAAGCCUCAAAUGUUAUUAUUGUAUAAAUAUUUUUGUAAUCUGUGUAUUUUAAUGUCAAUAUGUUUGCCAAUAUGGUGUGAUGUUACUCCAGGUGUAACAAUGAGGAAAUAUAUUAAAAAUAUAUUUUACCAGAAGA
Messenger RNA from Alosa alosa (allis shad), 8291 nucleotides. RefSeq names its product neuroblast differentiation-associated protein AHNAK. The transcript is spliced from 8 exons. The record is from RefSeq and is a predicted model, not a curated record. Lineage: Eukaryota; Metazoa; Chordata; Actinopteri; Clupeiformes; Clupeidae. Gene Ontology annotation, biological process: regulation of RNA splicing. Gene Ontology annotation, cellular component: cytoplasm; nucleus. Bases 366 to 7856 code for a protein of 2496 amino acids.